UAAUUUGCACACUGACAUGCAUAUUAAUGGUUGAAAUGGGAGACAGUAACUGAAAAGUUCUCUGAUGAAGGUUGAAAUGGGCCGGCCUUUUACCUUUCGCGCGUCUGGUUGAGUCUAUCCCGGGUGAGAAACGCGUCGCCAUCGAUGGGUCUUUGCUGAGCUGCUUAGUGGACCGUUGGAGGCCAGAGACCCACACGUUUCACUUCAGAUGGGGAGAGAUGGCUCCUACUCUGGAGGAUGUGUCACUUUUGCUGGGACUACCGUUGGCAGGUCAUGCCGUAGGACCGUUGGACGCACCGGCUGGUUGGGAGCGAGCUCUCACAGAACGUUUUCACGGUGUUUUUCCGGAUGCUCCCGAUCCGGUAUGGGAGCAUCACGGACCUAAGUAUGAGUGGUUGCUAAAUUUCCGGAUCCAGAACUUCCGGGCGCCCUUGACUGCGGAACAGAUCACUCGGAGCCUCGAGGCCUACUUACUGUGGCUUUUCGGCAAGGUGAUGUUCACGGAGAACCAUGUCACCACUAUCAGCGCCCUCUACAUCCCUAUGGCACUAGAGAUAGCGAGCGCUCAGACGGCGGAUCAGAUCAGACAGAGGAGUUGGGGUUCGGCGGUGUUAGCGGCUACAUACCGAGGUAUGUGCAACGGUUGCCAGCUUACAUCGAGAAAGCCAGCCCUUCUUGGAUGCCCUCUAUUCCUACAGCUGUGGUCGUGGGAGAGGUUCUCUAUAGGGCGACCAGAUGUACGGGUUCAUGAGCCUAUAGACGCCAUGCUUGAUGUUGAGGGCAUCGACAUGCCUACUUUCGGUCUGUGUUGGACUCGUCGCAAGAGACGCUUUGCUAGUGAUCAGACCAGGAAGGCGUACACAGCAUUGAACGAGCAGUUCGAUGCGUACACCGGGGUAAUCUGGCAGCCCUACACGGCAGCAGCCAUACAAGCGAGAUACCCUGCUGGUAUGUCUGUAGGGUUAUGA
Messenger RNA from Aegilops tauschii subsp. strangulata, 968 nucleotides. The record is from RefSeq and is a predicted model, not a curated record. NCBI's taxonomy places the organism in Eukaryota, Viridiplantae, Streptophyta, Magnoliopsida, Poales, Poaceae.